CUUCUUCUGAGGGGGAGAAUAGUUCACUCUCCUUGAGGGCCUAAGAAGGAUCAGUUUACAGGCUCCAGCAUGGGGUGGGACCCUUCCUCCUUCCCCUGUCUUAGCACUGGCACUUGGUCUGGUGAGCACCACUAGCCCACAGUGGGUCAGAAAACAUUACAGAACUCCUCUCUCCCCCACCCGAAACACAUUCAGCCCUUGCACUGACCUGGCUUCUGAUUGGAGGCUGGUUGCUUCGGAUAAUAACCUCCAGGACCCCACUGUUGGUUACAGCCUGUUUGUAAUAUUCUUACUGCAACUCAAGACACCUGCGGCAGGGUGUGAGAAAACGUAAAAGACCAGCAUUUUCACAUCCCCAGGUACCAGAAACACAGAAGACUGACACUCGCCACCUAGGUGGGGUCAGGGCUGGUGUCUGCCCAUGUUGCCAACUGGAUGGGCUGCUUGCCACAAUGAGGGAUCUUCUUCAAUACAUCGCUUGCUUCUUUGCCUUUUUCUCUACUGGGUUUUUGAUUGUGGCCACCUGGACUGACUGUUGGAUGGUGAAUGCUGAUGACUCUCUGGAGGUGAGCACAAAAUGCCGAGGCCUCUGGUGGGAAUGCGUCACCAAUGCUUUUGAUGGAAUUCGCACCUGCGAUGACUACGAUUCCAUAUUUGCGGAACAUCCCUUGAAGCUGGUGGUAACUCGAGCACUGAUGAUUACUGCAGAUAUUCUAGCUGGGUUUGGAUUUCUCACCCUGCUCCUUGGUCUUGACUGCGUGAAAUUCCUCCCUGAUGAGCCGUACAUCAAAGUCCGCAUCUGCUUUGUUGCUGGAACUACAUUACUAAUAGCAGGUACCCCAGGAAUCAUUGGCUCUGUGUGGUAUGCUGUUGAUGUCUAUGUGGAACGUUCUACUCUGGUUUUGCACAAUAUAUUUCUUGGUAUCCAAUAUAAAUUUGGUUGGUCCUGUUGGCUAGGAAUGGCUGGGUCUCUGGGUUGCUUUUUGGCUGGAGCCGUUCUCACUUGCUGCUUACACCUUUUUAAAGAUGUUGGACCUGGGAGAAGCUAUCCUUAUUCCUUGAGGAAAGCCUAUUCAGUUGCAGGUGUUUCCAUGACCAAGUCAUACUCAGCCGCUCGAACUGAGACUGCCAAAAUGUAUGCUAUAGACACAAGGGUGUAA
This is a messenger RNA of Piliocolobus tephrosceles (Ugandan red Colobus), 1160 nucleotides long. It is a transcript of the gene CLDN16, whose product is annotated as claudin 16. Lineage: Eukaryota; Metazoa; Chordata; Mammalia; Primates; Cercopithecidae. The record is from RefSeq and is a predicted model, not a curated record. Gene Ontology annotation, cellular component: membrane; bicellular tight junction. Gene Ontology annotation, molecular function: structural molecule activity. The transcript has 5 exons. Bases 453 to 1160 code for a protein of 235 amino acids.